This is a messenger RNA of Paralichthys olivaceus (Japanese flounder), 9012 nucleotides long. It is a transcript of the gene adcy5, whose product is annotated as adenylate cyclase 5. NCBI's taxonomy places the organism in Eukaryota, Metazoa, Chordata, Actinopteri, Pleuronectiformes, Paralichthyidae. Gene Ontology annotation, molecular function: adenylate cyclase activity. The record is from RefSeq and is a predicted model, not a curated record. Gene Ontology annotation, biological process: cAMP biosynthetic process; intracellular signal transduction; adenylate cyclase-activating G protein-coupled receptor signaling pathway. Gene Ontology annotation, cellular component: plasma membrane.
AUUUAUAGAGAUCUGACAAAGAUCUUCCAAACAGUUUACGAUUGUAAAAGAAUGUAUUUGCUGUCAUGAGUGAAGAGUGCCCGCUAAAUAACGUGUGUCCAAUUUGAACCGUUAAUUAGUGAUAAGGAACAGACACUGUCAGGGGAGGAGUCCACACGCCCACAUUACUCUGUUUGAGCUGAAUAUUCCUUUUGUAUAUUCAACAAUUAAUUGUGUUUGUGUGAGACUGGAAAGAGAGCGAGCACAGAAGUCAUAAGACGAGAAGAGAAAACUAGUUGCUCAACUUUAAUCAAGACAAAAUUUGUGUCUGAUUUAUAUCUGAGCUCCCUUCUUAUUUGAUGAAGUCAGUGUUGAAUGGAGGCUCCUGUUCUCUCCGUUAACACUGUUUCACCCUUGAUGAAUUCCAAAAGCAGCAGAGGGAACUCGGCUGGAGGUGAGCUGGUCCCAGAAAACACAUGAGGCUCCCUGUCACAUGCUUCCAGUUUGUAUUUGUCAGCACACAAUGUGAACCCAAAUGGCACAAAUGCUCUUUUCCUGGAUGUGAGUGACCAGAGACCGCCACUGGAUACAAGUGACACAUAUUCUUUCUGACCCCGUCUUCAAUAAAAACUGAACUGAGCCAUAGUCUGCAGGUACACUCAGCCUGUUGUACAAUAAGAUAGAAAAGAUAUAAAGAGCUGAACGUGAUGAUAGUUUUCAAUUUCGAUUUCUGAUAAUUAACAAAGAAAAACAUGUACACAACCUUCUUCUGUUGUCCAGUCAACAAUUUAAAACCAAAAUAUACUUGAUAUUCAUAUAAGAAAAUGAAUUACAAAUAGUUAUAGUUAACGAAUCAAUCUAGUUUUAAAAAAAUGUAAAACCUAAGUCGACAAAUCAUAAAGUACAAGAUCUAAAACUAAAGUGAUAUAUGUGAUAUAUCAUCUCAAAUCACAGACAACAAACAGCCUAAAUUAUACCUCAUUUAAAAGCAAUGAGAAAAGAAUACAGGCAAAUAAAAGAAACAAUGAGGUAAGAGCCAUUGUGUGAGGAUAAGCCUCAUUAUGUGGUUGGACCUCAAGUCCCAGGACCCCCAGCGUGUGUGUGUGUGUGUGUGUGUGUGUGUGNGUGUGUGUGUGUGUGUGUGUGUGUGUGUGUGUGUGUGUGUGUGUGUGUGUGUGUGGGGGGGUGUGGGGGGGGAAUCCAGCUGUGAGGACAAACCCCGCCCAUUCAUCGAGAGAUGUGGAGAGCUCAGAUGUGGAUUGACGGGCCUGUCGUCCAAUGACAGGGCGCCGGAGCGUGACUCACCCUGUCCUCUCCUCCAGUGGCAGCUUGGCGGAGGGGCGGGCCGCAGGAAGCACACUUGGUUGAAUGACCAUUAAAGCAGCAAUCAGCGGUAAAUAUGUGAUGAUGCCCCGCUACGAAACAGACACCGAGCGGACCGUCCGAGCCGGGGAGACUGCGCGCUUUGGCACCGCCGGGUAGACGCACCGUGCCCCGCUUGGCCGCGCGCGGAGCCCGGGCUGCUGAACCAAACCUCAAAUCGCUCCCUGGGGGAAUCGAACAGUGAUGGACAGCUGUUGGACAGUGAUCCCGGCGCCGAGGCUGAAGGUAAACUGACCGUGUUGCAAACACACGCUGCACCAUGGACCAGGGGGCUGUUGUUUGCGGCUGCCACCGGCGGAGAAGGAGCAGCGGCCGGUGAGUUUGUCUCCUCCGCUCCCAUCAGCGCAAACGUGCGGAGGAUCGUGAUGAUGCUUUGCGGCCAAACGUGAGGCUCCCACCCCUGAGCACGCUGCGAUGUUACGGUGCGUCUUCGGAGGAACCGCCAACAUGAGAUUCGACUUUUUAAUCCUCCUCCACCGUCUCUUUUACGCACAAACCGCUCACAGGAACCCAGGACACAUGUGCGCAGAUAUUACGGAUCCACGGUGUAAUUGACGUUGUUGCGCUAUGAUCUCCAGGGGCCAUCUGCACGGGUGUAAUGGUUUCAUCGUGUGCAUUGCGCGCUGCCUUGCAACCUCUCCAUGGAUGGUGGUUAAUUGGGCCCAAUGAUGUGGAGCCAAAUCCACCUGGACCACAUGUUUCCUCCUCUCCGUGCGCAACUGGCUCCCUUGUGACUUUUGCGCAUGUUUAAUUGUUUUUAUCCCCGGAGGGGUUUUUUUUAAUCACCACUUCUGCUUAUUGUUUUGGAUAAUUCCAUGGCGAUUUACAAAAAAUAAAGAUUUUAAGAAAAAAAUUGAAGUGACUGUGACAGUUCCCACGUUAUUAAAGGAUAGAAAGCGCACAGAUCUCGGCCAACUAUGGGACGUUUCUCCAUCAGUGCGCGUUUGUUGCGCCUCCUCGUUGGGACUAAAUAGUUUUCUGACACUAUUUGUCAGCGGAGCAAAACUUUCCCUGCAGUUUCCAUUAGUUUAAACACAUCCUACUGUCGCCUCCAGCCAUCCACCAUGUCCAGAUCAAACAGUGUCAGCCCACCCGGAGUCGGUGCGCCGAAGCUGAGGGGAGGGACCGAACACAGAGCAGCUUGGGGAGAGUCUGAGUCUGUGGCCAACGGGUGCCCAUACUCUGCCAGAUCCCCGCGCAAGAAGCUCACUCGGACUAACAGUCGGUGGCGAGAGGAGGAUGAUCCGGAACACCGGCAGCCCGGGCGAGCCUCCACCACCGUCAGCAGGGUCAGCUUCAGGUCCAGGUCGGCUUGGCAGGACCAUGGCGAGGAGAACCGAGGCCGCGCGUCCCCGAAACGCCCCAACGACGAGGUGAGACCCAAGUCCGUGGAGCUGGGUCUGGAGGAGCGCAGAGCCAAGCGGAGGAGCAACGACGAGGAGGUCAUGCCCGAUGUUAACUUUUCUCUGGUGGCGUGCUGCACCAGCGUCAUGCACAUUUUCAAAUCCAAGAAAUUCCAGUCGGAGAAGUUGGAGCGGCUCUACCAGCGCUACUUUUUCCGCCUCAACCAGAGCAGCCUGACCAUGCUGAUGGCGGUGCUGGUGCUGGUCUUCACGGUCAUGCUGGGCUUCCACUGCUCCGGUGGGGCGACGGGGCCGAGCGUGACGUUCGUGGUGGUGUUUUCCGUUGCCAUCUUCCUCACACUCGUGCUCAUGGUGGUGUGCAACAGGAACGGCUUCCAUCAGGACCACAUGUGGAUCGUGUGCUAUGUGGUCAUCCUGCUGGUGCUGGUGGUCCAGGUGAUCGGGGUUCUGCUCGUGCAGCCCAGGAGCGCGUCGGAGGGCAUCUGGUGGACCGUGUUCUUCAUCCAUGUCAUCUACACCCUGCUGCCUGUCAGGAUGCGCGCCGCGGUCAUCACUGGAGUUAUUCUGUCCGCCAUCCACGUGGCUGUUUCCUGGAUGUUAAACGGCGUGGACAGCUUUCUGUGGAAGCAGAUAGUGUCCAAUGUGCUAAUCUUCUCCUGCACCAACAUCGUGGGGGUGUGCACACAUUACCCCGCAGAGGGCUCCCAGAGGCAGGCCUUCCAGGAGACGAGGGAAUGCAUCCAAGCUCGCCUUCACUCCCAGAGGGAAAACCAGCAGCAGGAGCGUCUCCUGCUCUCAGUGCUUCCCCGCCACGUUGCCAUGGAGAUGAAAGCCGACAUAAACGCCAAGCAGGAGGACAUGAUGUUUCACAAGAUCUACAUCCAGAAGCACGACAAUGUCAGCAUCUUGUUUGCAGACAUCGAGGGUUUCACCAGUCUGGCAUCUCAGUGCACAGCGCAGGAGCUGGUGAUGACUCUCAACGAGCUUUUCGCCCGUUUCGACAAACUAGCAGCGGAGAACCACUGUCUGCGGAUCAAGAUCCUGGGCGACUGUUACUACUGCGUGUCGGGGCUCCCGGAGGCGAGGGCCGACCACGCCCACUGCUGCGUGGAGAUGGGGAUGGACAUGAUUGAGGCCAUCUCGCUGGUACGGGAGGUGACUGGGGUGAACGUGAACAUGCGAGUGGGUAUCCACAGCGGCAGGGUGCACUGCGGAGUGCUGGGCCUCAGGAAGUGGCAGUUUGAUGUCUGGUCCAAUGACGUCACAUUAGCAAAUCAGAUGGAAGCUGGGGGCCAAGCUGGGCGUAUUCAUAUCACCAAGGCCACUCUGAACUAUCUGAACGGGGACUAUGAUGUGGAGGCAGGAGCCGGCGGGGAGAGAAACGCUUACCUGAAGAAGAACAACAUCGACACCUACCUCAUUGUGGGCUCCAGUCAGAAAAGGAAAGAGGAGAAGGCGAUGAUCGCCAAAAUGAACCGACAGAGGACGAACUCUGUCACUCACAACAGCGGCCACUGGACCGACCGGCCUUUCUACAACCACCUGGGCGGAAACCAGGUCUCCAAGGAGAUGAAGAGGAUGGGUUUUGAAGACCCCAAGGACAAGCAUUUUAUUUUCAGAAACACGCAGGAAAACUUAAACCCAGAGGACGAGGUGGACGAGUUCCUGGGCCGGGCCAUCGACGCGCGCAGCAUCGACCGCCUGCGCUCCGAACAUGUCAAGAAGUUCCUGCUCACCUUCAGAGAGCCCGACCUGGAGAAGAAGUAUUCCAAACAGGUGGACUCCAGGUUCGGAGCCUACGUGGCCUGCGCCUCCCUCGUCUUUCUCUUCAUCUGCUUCAUCCAGAUCGUCAUUGUUCCUCCCUCCCGUCUGAUGAUCGGCUUCUUCGUCACUUGUCUCAUUAUCCUGACGGCCGUGAUGUUCGUCUCAGCUAUUUACUGCUGUUUUGGGCUGUUCCCCGGGGCUCUGCAGACUCUCUCCAGGAGGAUAGUCCAGUCCAGAUUGAACAGCACGCUGGUGGGCGUCUUCACCAUCAUCGUCGUCUUUCUGUCUGCUUUCAUCAACAUUUUCACCUGCAGCAGCCACGACCUGCAGAGCUGCAUCAGGUCCGAGCUCAACAUCAGCCAGGGCAGCGUGGACGCCUGCCACGCCCGCCUCCUCAACUACAGCCUGGACACACAACACAGCCCCUGUGUGGCCGACAGCCUCAUCUGCAGCUUCCCUGAGUACUUCUCGUGCUGCGUGCUGCUCAGUCUGCUCGCCUGCUCGGUCUUCCUGCAGGUCAGCAGCCUCGGAAAACUCUUCCUCAUGCUCUUCAUCGAGCUGCUCUACCUCCUCAUCAUGGAGGUGCCCAAAGUGAGCCUCUUCGACAACCAGGACCUGCUGGUCAUGGCCAACGCCAUCAACCUCGCCGAGCACAUGAACGGAACAAGCUGUGUGGUGGACACGAAGGUUCCUCUGAAGAUCAUGACCCCGGUGGUCAUCACCGUCUUCGUCCUCGCUCUCUACCUUCAUGCUCAGCAGGUGGAGUCCACGGCCAGACUUGACUUCCUGUGGAAGCUGCAGGCCACGGAGGAGAAGGAGGAGAUGGAGGAGCUGCAGGCCUACAACCGCCGCCUGCUCCACAACAUCCUGCCCAAAGACGUGGCCGCCCACUUCCUGCAGCGCGAGCGCCGCAACGACGAGCUCUACUACCAGUCGUGUGAGUGCGUCGCCGUCAUGUUCGCCUCCAUCAGCAACUUCUCCGAGUUCUACGUGGAGCUGGAGGCCAACAGCGAGGGGGUGGAGUGUCUGCGGCUGCUCAACGAGAUCAUCGCCGACUUCGAUGAGAUCAUCAGCGAGGAUCAGUUCCGUCAGCUGGAGAAGAUCAAGACCAUCGGCUCCACCUACAUGGCGGCGUCCGGCCUCAACGACUCUACGUACGACAAGGUCGGGCGCUCGCACAUCCGCGCUCUGGCUGACUACGCCAUGAGGAUGAUGGACCAGAUGAAAUACAUCAACGAGCACUCCUUCAACAACUUCAAAAUGAAAAUAGGUCUGAACAUGGGUCCUGUAGUUGCCGGGGUGAUCGGGGCCAGGAAGCCUCAGUACGACAUCUGGGGAAACACGGUGAACGUGGCGAGUCGCAUGGACAGCACCGGAGUACCGGAGAGGAUCCAGGUGACCGCAGACCUUCACCAGGUGCUGAGCUCCUACAACUACACACUGGAGUACAGAGGGGUGGUCACAGUCAAGGGCAAAGGAGAGAUGAUGACCUACUUCCUGACCAGCGGACCCCCCAGCAGUUAACACUACACUGAACGACAAACAAGACACGUGGGGGUGAAGCGCCUCUGCAGCCUCUGUCGCAGCCUCACGGACCUCUGAUAGCUUACUGAGACGAACUGAAGCUUCUCACAGCCUCUUCUUCUGAGGCCACAACGAGGACGACGGAUGACGAACCUCAUCCCCAAAGCUCAGCCUGCGGAGCAGACUGCAGCGGGAGAGGCCUGGCGAGCCCGACUCUGACGUUGACACCAAAGAUGUCCAAUCAGAGCGCAUGGACGGACAGAUUUCACCAGCUUCGCGAGGUCCUGAAGGAAAUAAAUGUUCUUAGCAAUUUUUACUUUCUUCCAUCUGCCAGACGGGUUUGGAAGAACCUGCGGGAAGACACAAACUAUGUCGCUUCCUCCCUCAUUCUGCCUUUCUCCUGCUGAAGUACACGUAAAACACACAGUUUUAUGUGUUAUGUAUACGAUUCUAUGUACUGUAUGUAAAACACAUGUUGUCGUGGCGCAGGUACACAUCUCUGACAGUGUGGACACUCCGCCAGCACCGCAGCACUACCUGUCCGUUUCUGAUCAUGUCAGCAAUUCAUUGAUUAACGGAGGAGUUGCACUAAGUUGUGUCUCAUCAGCGAAGUGUGAGGACGUCCCUCAGCGACCGAUUGGACGUUAUUUUAUUUUUUUUGUGAGGCACACGACGCUCAGCGGUGUUUACAGAACGCUCCCCGUCAGACGUAUGAAAUCACAAACUCACACCUCAGUAUCAUCAGCGUAUACAGAGAACACACUAAGAGGAUGUCAAUGAAGAGCUUUUUUCUAAUCUUCGACAUUUUGUAUUUUGACUUCAGAACACCAAACCCCUAUCAGAUAUUUUAAGAUUCUAUAUUUUGUACAUUAAUAUAUUAGAGAGCUAUCUAUUAAAACACCAACGUGUAUUCAGAUGUACAUACUCUUACCACGCUCACGUUGCCGGGUCUUAACGUGGAGCCACGGCUGGUGAGCCGUUAACUUCAGCAGAUCGACGCCCGUUUAGAUUUUUCUUUUCUCGCUCUUUUUCACCGAAUUGAGCGUUUUUCCUUUUUGCCUGCAGGAAGUUGACCGUUCGCUGAUUAGACGGCGUUUCUGAUGAUUUUCCUUCCCCGGUGCGUUUGAAUCUCACAGCGAGGAAGGAAGCGUUAAACCGAGCGAGUGCGCACUUUGAAUGACGAGAGGACGAGGAAUGCAUCGGCCCUCGGUGCUCAAAAAGCCAUUUAGCGCUCCGGUGCGUUCAGCCGUCCACCCCCCUCCCUGCGCCGCUCCACACCCCCCCCACCCCCCUCUUCUUGCUCGCUCAAUCAGAUGGUACGACCCAAUGAAUGUCCAAUGAUCUCCGAUGAGGCCUUUAACAUGAACUCUACACUAAUGACGGUGACGAUGCUCAUCCUGUGGACAGGGAACGACGAGCCCGAAUGGAAACGUGCCCUUUUAUCUGCUGUCGUUUUUUGUUUUGUUUUUCUUAUCACAGCAGUUUUCUUCAGUAUUACGUCAUCCAACAAACUGUCAUGGAUUUUUAGUGAUUGUCUAAACACUACACUGGUUCUGAGUUUUUAAAUGGAGGAAAUGAGCAGACUUGAGGUGGAGGUCAUUAUUCCAAUAUGUAUUUUUUAAUUGUCAACAUUUCUCAUGGAAAAAAAACAAAAUCACCUUCAAGUGUUGACUUUCCUACCGUUUCUCUGUCCCUGUUUGUUUCUGAAGUCUUAAAAACACUGGAGUUAUUGUUGAACAAUAGUCAAACAGGAGGUAAUAGAACAUUUAUCGGGACUGGUGACGUGUUUAGUGAACGUUUCCUCUGGGAUGCUGCAUGUAGGAUUGACGAUUGAAUACAAUGUGUGGAGGCUUGACUGCCUUAAAUAGAAUCUAUUAAUACCCUGAUCAAGAACCAGUAACAGUAAUUAAAUUGGCUUUGAUUGGUUGUGUUGAUAGAAACUCGUCAGUAAGAUGGUAAGAAGUGGACUUUGAUUGGACAGAUGCAACAUGUCGGCAGACGUUUGGCCAAUCAGAGCCCCCGGCUGCUGCUCCUAGGGUUGGACUUGAAGUUAAAGGUGGAGAUUAUAUGAACAUGUCAAUCAACGGAAUUUCCAAAACUGAUAAAACAAUUUUAGAAAAUAAUUUCGUAAUUUCAUUAAAAUUAUUGAAUUAAUGAAUCAUUUAAAGUCAUAUUUAUUUAAUUAUGAGUUUAAUAAUGAAUGAUUAAAUCAACACAACAAUAGAUUUCUGAUUUAAAUUUAAAACAACAGCUUCCAUGUUCAGUGCGACUCACAGAUGUUCUUUAAAGAAGAGGAAUAAGACGAAUCAGGGUUUGACACAGGGAUCACUUCUUGAUUUAGUUUUUUUUUCUUGGGGUUUGUUGACAGUUUGAAAAAAAAAAUGACUUCAGCUCGUUUCCUGUUUAAAAAUAACAAGAGGAACCUGUCACUUUGCUUUGAGCCUGAACAACAGAGCGUCUGCACCGGUGGUUUCUCUUUGUUACUGUACUGCUGCAAACCAUCAUCAUGCACCAAAACCUUCAGCGUGAUCCCGUUAGACUCAUUGAAUUCGGUGCUUGUUCUGUGAGCCCUGUUUUUUUUUUUGUUUUUUUUCUUUCUACUGUUGAUUGUGCAGGAACGUGCCAUUAGAAACCCAGGGGCUCAUAGAGGAGGCCCAGAUGUGAGGUGGAGGCUGCAGCUGUCACACGCUCUUUAUCUUCUCCGCAGCCACGAGGGGCCUCGUGGUGACUUUGAGCAGGUGACGCAGCGUCUGUGGCAAAAACAGCUCGAGAGACGAGAGCGUGGGUUGUUUUUGUUGUCAUGCCAAACACUAUGCUCUUUUUUUACAGUUGAAAUAAACUGCUGAGAUUCUUCACAGGUACACGUGGACUCUUUUUCUGUCUUGAUCCACCUGAGGUGUCACUUCACAGAUUUAAGCGAUUGGAUUUUAACUUUGUGCUAAACUGCUGCAGGAAACUCAAGUUUUAUUUAUUAAAUCCAUGAAGUACGUUUACUUUC